Aspergillus versicolor CBS 583.65 is the source of this 747-nucleotide messenger RNA. RefSeq lists its product as uncharacterized. The record is from RefSeq and is a predicted model, not a curated record. Lineage: Eukaryota; Fungi; Ascomycota; Eurotiomycetes; Eurotiales; Aspergillaceae. The coding region runs from base 1 to 747 and encodes 248 amino acids. The transcript is spliced from 2 exons.
AUGGCAGCUGCAGAGUCCCAACUAGGGCGUACUCACAGCAAGUUAAUCCUCUCGAAAGCCUCAGCACCCCACCAUGGCCCUGAUACCGUGUCUGAUAACCCUGGAAGACCUCGAGGCCGCUCCUUUCAGCGUGCCUACGAGCGUUCCCUUGAACGCCUCCUCCCUACCAAUUUAUCGACCCCGGAAGCUACUGCCAAGCCUCGCAGGCCUACCGUCCACAAUGACCCUGAGCCUGAACUAAUAAAGGAUAUGCGUGCACAGCGUGACCUGGCACUGCGCCGUAAGAAGGAGAUGUCAGACCUAAUCAACGAUGCCCAACGGAAGAUCGUAGCCCUGGAGGAACAGGUUGCUCACCUCCAGAUAGAGCAGCAACCUCUGCCUACAACUGAAAUGCCACCUCAGCCGGACUACUACCGCGAAGCCCCGGUGUCCCGGGAAUCCCCUGGCUACAUGGACGAAACCCGCUAUACCCCAGUUACUGAUACUGUCUCGAACUGGCGUCCCCGGGGCUCCCACCCCAAUAGCCACUUCAAAGGCGAGGAUGUUGAUGAGUAUGGCCCCUGGAGAUACGCUAUCGAUGCAAAGCUUGAGGACGACUAUCCCCUGUAUCCUACUAAACGCUCAAAGAUCCGCUACACUCUAUCCCGCAUAGACAAGCCGAUCUUCGAUAUCAUGCAGACCUUUGUUCUAAGCGAUCCGACAAAGACCUUUGCAGAUUUAAUGUGUAAGGCCGCAAUACUAAUAUAG